Messenger RNA from Vespa mandarinia (Asian giant hornet), 3588 nucleotides. RefSeq names its product E3 ubiquitin-protein ligase CBL (gene Cbl). Gene Ontology annotation, cellular component: plasma membrane; membrane raft. NCBI's taxonomy places the organism in Eukaryota, Metazoa, Arthropoda, Insecta, Hymenoptera, Vespidae. The record is from RefSeq and is a predicted model, not a curated record. Gene Ontology annotation, biological process: negative regulation of epidermal growth factor-activated receptor activity; cell surface receptor signaling pathway. Gene Ontology annotation, molecular function: SH3 domain binding; calcium ion binding; ubiquitin protein ligase activity.
CAAGUAACGGCGGCGGCAACGGCGGCGGUAGCAGCAGCAGCAGCAUAAGCAGCACCAUCACCACCACCAGCAACAUCGUUAGCAGCACCAUCAGAAGAAGCACGCACGCACGAACGCACGGACGCAUGAUGCCGUGUCAGUGUAGAUCUUCGUCGUGUUACCGUAGUUGUAUCGUGUUCGUUCGUAAUUAUACGUGACUCUUUAUCCUUCUAAUAAUUACCAUUGUCCGUUGAAACGUGAACCAUCACGAAAUAUAUAAUGCGGUAUAGUAGGACAUUACGGUGGUUAAUCUCGUGGGAAAGAGGAACUUUUGUGAAGAAGGAAGAAGAAGCUAUUACCAGUGAUAGUAAACUAUUCGUCUUCGCGUCCUACCGUUGAAAGAGAGAACGAGAUAUAUAGAUAAAGAGAGAGAGAGAGAGAAAAAAGAAAAAAAAGAUGGGUUGUGUGGUGCGUGAUUCCGUUGGAGCGUUGACACGUUCUGAGUGAAAAGAAGAUAGACAGAUAGAAGAAGUAACGAAAGAGAGAGAGAAAGAGAAAAAACGAGGAGAAAAUUGAAGGAAAGUUCUAGCGAAGCGUAUGUUGCGUUGUAGUAGUUGGUACGUUCGUACAAUUGAAUCAAAAGAAAGAGUGAGAAAGGAAGAGGAAGAAAGAAAAAGGGGAAAGAAAUAGAUAGAUAGAGAAAGAGAUAGAGAGAGAGAGAGAGAGAAUAGGAUAGAUAGAUCGAAGUAAAAAAAAAGAGAGAGAGAGAGAGAGAAAAGAUAGAAAAGGAAGAAGGAAGGAAACAACAUAAAAGCGCGCUGAAACGCGGAGUCUCUCCUUAUACUUUGGGUGCCGUGAACGAGAGCGCGAAUCGAGGCGCUUCCCCUCCUCCGUGGAGGGGAGGGGAGGGGGAGGAGGGACGUUGUAACCCGUGCCGAAAGAGAGAGAGAUAGACAGACAGAUAGAUAGAGAGAAAGAGAGGAAGAGAAGGAAGAGAGAGAGAGAGAGAGAGAGAGAGAAAGAGAGAGAACAGACAGACAGACACGCAGAACGCGACGUCAAGAUGUCGUCGUCGGGGCAUAGCAGCCGCGGUCGUGCCGUCCACAUCGGCUCGAUAUUUCAAAAGUUGCAGGGUCGUUUCGCCGACGCUAUGACGCCGCCAAAACUUUCAACGGAUAAGCGUAUGUUAGAUAAGACAUGGAAAUUAAUGGACAAGGUCGUUAAACUUUGUCAACAUCAGCGUAUGAAUUUAAAAAAUUCACCGCCUUUUAUAUUGGACAUAUUACCGGAUACGUAUCAACGUUUAAGGUUGAUUUACAGUAAAUACGAGGAUAGAAUGCAGGUUUUACACGGUAACGAGCAUUUCUGUGUAUUUAUCAACAAUCUAAUGCGUAAGUGCAAACAGGCGAUAAAACUUUUCAAAGAGGGAAAAGAAAAGAUGUUCGAUGAGACGUCACAUUAUAGAAGAAAUCUGACCAAAUUGAGUCUCGUAUUUAGUCACAUGUUGUCAGAAUUGAAGGCGAUAUUCCCGAACGGCGUAUUUGCCGGUGAUCAAUUUCGUAUAACCAAAUCGGACGCCGCCGAAUUUUGGAGGGAUCGCUUCGGUAACAGUACUUUGGUACCAUGGAAGGUAUUUAGACACGAAUUAAAUCAAGUACAUCCGAUAAGUUCUGGAUUACAAGCAAUGGCAUUGAAAUCGACGAUAGACCUUACGUGCAACGACUACAUUUCCAAUUUUGAAUUCGACGUAUUUACAAGAUUAUUUCAACCAUGGUCGACGCUCCUACGCAAUUGGAAAAUCUUGGCUGUGGCACAUCCCGGUUACGUUGCCUUUCUCACGUACGAUGAAGUAAAGGCACGUUUACAAAAAUAUUGUAUCACCAAACCUGGAAGUUACGUAUUUCGAUUAAGUUGCACGAGAUUAGGUCAAUGGGCGAUCGGAUAUGUUACAUCAGACGGAGAUAUACUUCAGACUAUACCACACAACAAGAGUCUUUGUCAAGCACUUUUAGAUGGUUAUAGGGAAGGCUUUUAUUUAUAUCCUGAUGGACGUAACAUAAAUCCGGAUUUAACAUGGGCUGUACAACCAACACCAGAAGAACACAUAAAAGUUACUGCGGAACAAUAUGAACUUUAUUGUGAAAUGGGUAGCACAUUCCAAUUGUGUAAGAUUUGUGCGGAGCAUGAUAAGGAUGUUAGGAUAGAACCUUGUGGACAUCUACUUUGUACUCCGUGUCUUACAGCUUGGCAGGUAGAUUCGGAAGGGCAAGGUUGCCCAUUCUGUCGAGCAGAGAUCAAGGGUACUGAACAAAUCGUAGUGGAUCCAUUCGAUCCUCGAAGAACACAUCGACCUGGAGUACAUUCAGCGUCAGCUAACAACGCAUCAACCCCCACGCGGGAUCUCGACCCCGACACCGAGGAUAUAAUGGAGCUAAGGAACGGACUGAUUUGCGACGAUACAGAUGACGAAGAAGAUAUCAGUCCUACGAAUUCACCGAUACCACCUCGAAGAAUCGUUCCAAGUCCGCCAUUACCUCCAAGACGACCAUCGCCAUCACCAACGCCAAAUAAUCAUCUUCGAAAUGGUCGGCAUUUGGUCGUUCCAAAAGAAAAUGCACCUCCCCCACCGUCUUCUAACGUCACUGUCAUUCUAAGUUCUACUACUGAUUGUCAACACAAUAAAGUUAAUAACGAGGCGAAGUACGACAUGCUGCACAGAGCAUCAUCGCCAUCACCGAUACCACCUGUACCACCUGUACCUGCACCACCCACAGUAGUCAGAGGUAGUGGUCACAUACGACAAAAUCAUGGUAAUCAUGCAUCCAUCACAGUUCAGACUCCACCGAUAUUACCAGAGAAAACAAAUCGUAUCAUUUCAAAUAAUUGUACUGCAACAACAACAAUAACAACAACAACAAUAAUGACGGCGACUACAACGAUGCCUACGGCAAUGACAACAACAACAACUACUGCAAUGACAACAACAGCAGCAACGACAACAGCAACAACAACAACAUCAACAUCGGUGGUUACAACUACAACGUUAACCGCUACAAACAAUGUACCACCAGUACCACCUCCCUUGUCCGCACCAAGACCACCAAAAGGUAGCAGUAAAGAAAAUUCUAAACAAGAUCAUCAAUAUGAAAAUACGAUUGUCAUUCCUGGUACGAGGCAACACGUUGUAAAGAAUAUCAAUCUCGAAGUAAACCGAGCACGUUUAACUGCUCUCAUGAAGGCCAGGGAUGAUAUUAAUGGUCCAACAAGCAAACCAGAGGCCGCUGCUUAUGAAAACGUCAAUGUUGAACAUAUCGCUAGGCUCACCUCACUUGGUUUCGCUCAGGACGCUGUGAUUAGGGCUUUGGGUAUCACAAGGAAUGACUUUGAAAUGGCGUGCGACAUUUUGCACGAAUUCGCGACGAAAUCCUCUUGACCCGGCUCGACCACUGCUGGAUCAUGACCGGUUUUACCCACAAGACAUUACUUUUGACGUGGAACACGUUCAUUAAUCUACGGAUCCUGUCUGUGUUAGCUCUUUACAUGUGUCUACUACCAACAACAAUCACCGAUUCAUAGUUUUUCUUCUCUUUUGGAAAAAGAAAAAAAAAA